Molecule: messenger RNA, 1807 nt
Organism: Cryptomeria japonica (Japanese cedar)
Lineage: Eukaryota; Viridiplantae; Streptophyta; Pinopsida; Cupressales; Cupressaceae
Product: protein MITOFERRINLIKE 1, chloroplastic
Exons: 3
Coding region: 164-1240 (358 amino acids)
Biological process (GO): transmembrane transport
Cellular component (GO): mitochondrial inner membrane
Molecular function (GO): S-adenosyl-L-methionine transmembrane transporter activity
Source: RefSeq, a predicted model, not a curated record
CUAAACAUUCUAUCCAACAAACAAAUUGCAGGCUUUGUAUUUAUAACCUCUGGAGAGCAUUUGAGAGGUUGGGAGUUCAAAUCUCACCACCAAAUCGGAUGGAGGAAACUUUUUUCACAUGAAUGCAAGGGAGUAAAUCUCCAAAUUCAAUAGCAAGGCAACAAUGAAAGGGCAGGGCCAAAGUUGCAUCACCCUUAAUCUGAAAAAUCACAGUCGUUUAAAGGAUUUCGACAAUGGCCCGCAUCUCAUCUCGUUCUGUUCAACUACCCUCACCAAUGGAAAAUCUAUCAACAAAAAAAAUAUUAGCAACUACAGCAUGAUGUUAUCUGUAGCAGAAAAAGCUAUAAUAGGAGCUUGUGCAGGGGGAAUAGCAGGGGCAUUUACUUAUGUAUGCCUGCAUCCACUGGACACAGUGAAGACCAAACUUCAAACGCAAGGGGCUUCGCAGGUCUACAAGAGCUCCUUCGACGUUAUCAGCAAAGUGUUGCAGAAGGAGGGCAUUGCAGGGUUGUAUAGCGGAGUGUCGGCUGUUCUGGUGGGCUCUGCUAUAUCCUCGGCCAUAUACUUUGGAACCUGUGAAUUUGGCAAGGCUAUUUUGUCUAAAUGCAAGCCAAUUGUUCCGUCAUUGGCAAUACCACCUGUUGCAGGGGCAAUGGGUAAUUUGGUGUCCUCAGCUGUGAUGGUGCCUAAGGAGUUGAUAACGCAGAGGAUGCAGGCUGGGGCACCUGGCCGCUCUUGGCAAGUUCUGUUAGCAACUAUAGAACGUGAUGGGAUUGGUGGCUUAUAUGCAGGAUAUUCUGCUACAAUCUUUAGGAAUUUGCCUACAGGCGUGCUUAGUUUCUCAUCUUUUGAGUAUCUGAAGGCUGCAGUUCUGAGCAGAAGUGAGAAACCUAACUUACAGCCAAUGGAGAGUGUAAUGUGUGGUGCACUGGCUGGGGCUAUAUCUGCACUCCUCACUACCCCUCUAGAUGUUGUCAAGACAAGGCUCAUGACUCAGGGAGUAGGAGGAAAUUUGGCCAUGUCAUCUGCUACUUAUAAAGGUUUUUUGCCCACUUUCAACAGGAUAUGGAUUGAAGAAGGGUGGAAAGGUUUGACACGAGGAGUGGGUCCUCGUGUCCUGCACAGUUCUUGCUUUGCUGCCUUAGGGUAUUUUGCAUUUGAAACAGCCAGGCUUACCAUAUUGAGACUCUACAUUGCCCGAAAGACUGCUGCCCUUGAAGGGCAGGGUAACCCUACUUGAUUACAAGCAGGUUUUUUGUUACAUUGUAACUGUAAGUGAUGAAAAGCUAUUGGAAGACCUUGCCUUGGUCUAUUGGUUAAGAACCCAAAUGCACAUACUCAAAUUUGAGUUCAAUUAUUUUUCCAGGAAGUAUUUACAUUGGGGAUCCUUCUUUCCAGCUAUAUAAUGUAUACGCUUACAGUAUCUUGGGAAAAGUUGACGAGCUUUGAAAUAUUUUCAUCUCAUUGUUGAGCGAUUCUCAGAAUAUUUUAUCUUUCACUUUGAAAUUGUAUUGUAGAAGGGAAGGAUCCCUUGAAGAAGAGAGUUUUUAUUUGCUUAAACAUUCCUUUCUCUUAGAAGUAUAUUCCAGGCAAUAACUCCAUAAGCUGGCUAGCUGUAGUGCUUUAGUGGUGAAGGUGUCGCUAAUCCACAGGUGCUACAUACAGAGGAUUUUUCACUCUACUUCUCAUCUUCAACAAGUCAGUUUCGGGUAGAGUUUGUGUGAUUAUGUUUAUUUUCUAUUUUUCAGGCUUAUUUGUGCAGUAAAAUAUUCCUGGUUAUGAAAUAUACUGCUCCUUCGUUCUUCAU